CAAAAGCAGCCGCAAAUUUUCAGGGCAGCUCCACAUCAUCCCCUGCUCCUGGUUUCACUUAUUCCUCAAUUUAUAAAAAUGUAACUGGAACAGAGGGACUUUCGCGGUGUGGAGGCUUGUGUGGAGAAGGAGUUUGUCGGCCGCAGCGUUGUUGGUGUUUUCAGCCUGUUGUUUGUGAAUUUAGCAGCUAAAGCUAGCCGUGAGGUUAGCUCCUCUUAAACGCCUGACAGACUGUCUGACCUGAGAUUAUCAACCGUGUUUACCGUCACGACUGACCUGACUGCUCGUCCUCAACCUGCCCGGGGCUGAUAUUCAGAAACAGAUCAGAGUUUGUCCAACAGGCCACAUCUUCCGCCCUUCUUUAAUCAGCCGUUAGGUGUGCUAAAUGAGGUAUGAGCACUCCAUUGCCUUUUGUAUCAAGAUAUAUUAUCGCAUUCUGGUCAGAGAAACAUGUUCUGAAAGACAACCACAGAGAAACGCUGACAUGGGAAGUCUGGGCAGCAGGUUUCAGUCCCCCUCUCAGGGUCCAGAAGAGGCUGCAGAGGGGACGAACACAAGCCGCAAGCAUGGAUGUGAGUGCAAGAAGAGGAAACGGAACGCUCAGUGCGACUGUGAGAGUGAACAAGAAGAGGACGACGCCAUACUCGAUACGCCACGCAGGAAGAAGCUGAAAAGCACAUCCCGCUACAUUUAUCAGACGUUGUUCUUGAACGGGGAGAACAGCGACAUUCGCAUCUGUGCUCUGGGACAAGAGUGGAACCUCCACAAAGUUUACCUGUGUCAGUCGGGGUAUUUCUCCAGCAUGUUCAGCGGCUCUUGGAAGGAGUCUAACAUGAUGGAAAUCAACUUGGAGAUCCCGGACCAGAACAUCGACACUGAAGCUCUACAAGUUGUGUUUGGAUCUCUGUACCGAGAUGAUGUUCUCAUCAAACCCAGCAGAGUCGUCAGUAUUCUUGCUGCUGCGUGUAUGCUACAGCUGGAUGGCCUUAUCCAGCAGUGUGGAGAGACCAUGAAGGAAAACAUCAGUGCAAAGACUGUGUGUGGAUACUACGCUUGUGCCACUAUCUACGGCUUGGAUUCAGUCAUGAAAAAGUGCCUUGAGUGGCUUCUAAACAACCUGAUGACCCACCAAAAUGUUGACCUAAUGAAAGAACUUGGGGCAGAGGUGAUGGAGCAACUCAUCCAGUCUUCUGACCUGUUCGUCAUGCAGGUGGAGAUGGACGUAUACACAGCUCUGAAGAAGUGGAUGUUCCUGCAGCUCAAUCAAGCGUGGGAUGGCCCGAUCAAGCAGCUUCUGGCUGACGCUGACGCCUGGCUCUGCAAACGCAGGACUGACCUGUGUGAGAAGGAGCCUUUCUUGAACACAGAGGAGGGCGUUGCAUUUCGCUCAGUGUUCAAACACGUUCGUCUGCAGUACAUCAUCAACGACCUGGCAUCUGCUCGCAUCCUGGAGAGAGACAAUAUUCUGCCGCCUGAUUGGUUAACGUCGGUGUACAAAAACCAGUGGUUUGCGAUGUUGAGGACAGAAUUUGACAACGAUAAUGGUCCUCAAGAAGCAAACAAAGAUGAGUUUGAGCUGAGCAGUAUGAGGUGUGGCAGAAAACUUACAAAAGAUGGAGACUACUGCUGGCGAUGGACUGGCUUUAACUUUGGUUUUGACCUACUGGUGACCUACACAAACCGCUUUAUAGUCUUCAAAAGAAAUACUCUGAGUCAACCAUGUGGGGGCGCUGUUAGCCUACAACCUCGAAGGCAUCUGGCAUACAGAUUACGUCUUGCCUCUUUUGACAGCCGUGGAAAGCUGGUCUGCAGCCGCUCAACAGGCUACCAGCUCCUCACGCUCGAGAAAGACCAGGAGUACGUAGUGAUGAACCUGGACAGCCGGUUGUUAUCAUUCCCUCUCUAUGUGUGCUGUAACUUCCUGUAUACGUCGCCUCAGUCGGACCAACGUUCAGAUUCCUCAGAACAAGAAAGUAGUCCUCGCAGCGUGUCUUGAUAAUGAGUCAGCUGCCUUUAACUGCGACUAGUCCUCUGGUAAAGCUGAGACUUGACACUUAUGUACAAUCCACUGCCAUAUUUAACAUCACUCUGACAUGAGUCGGUCAUAUCGUCUGCAUGCUGUGUAACCCAGUGAGGGAAAUGUUUCGUGUCUGUGUAUUUAGUGUUUUGGCACAUUCAGACUCAACUGAGUAUAAACCGGGUUAACAGUUUAAUGGUGAUGUGGCCAGAAAGGAAAGGACCCCAUUUACCUUCAGGGCAGCUCCACAACCAACAAGAACUGAGAUAAUUGACCAUUUCUUCUUUAAAGAUGAUUUAAUCCUGCUUUGGACUUUUCACAGCUUUAGACAGUAGAGACAUGACUUACAGAUCUGGUGAUUGUGAAGACAGUGCAACAGUUUGGCUUAAAUUUGUAUUAAAGGUGACAUAUCAUGCCCUCUUUUGACCUUUUAACACAGUCCCCUGUGGACUUAAUAAAACAUCUGUGCUGUGCUUUGGCCAAAAUCUAAUAUAGCCGUGCACCAGAAGAGGUUUUUGACCCUGUAUAAACCAGCUUUUAGACUGUCACAGUGGGCGCAGAUUCGGAGAGAUUUCCAGACAUAGACAGUCGUCUUGGUUGGCUUAUUUCAUGUUCUGUGGGAUGGAAGCUACUCAAGAUACUAAAAUACAUCUGCAGAAGUACUAAAAGUGGGUUUUUAUGAUAUGUCCUCUUCAAUGAAGCCACUCUGUUUCUGUUUAUCUGUGUAUGGAGGCAUUAACACCAUGGUAAUAAGAGAUAACAUCCCGAGGGAACAGCACUUGAGAUUUAAACAAGGUCAAUCCUGAUUUGGUGCCUUUGAACGCUCCACCAGAACAGUGCUGUUUUGAAACAUGUUGGCACAUGUACUACAGCAUUUCUAAUCAGCACACAAAUCUUCACCUGCCAUUUGAAGCGACUUAAAAAAACCUCUCCUUACAUUUUGUAAAGAAAAUACACCAGCUUGAGCUGUCAUGAUACCACAAUUUUAAAAUUACAUCUGAAAUUGGGGAAAUCUGUCUCCUCUGGCCUGGGAAUGAUGCAAAAUCCCAAGGAGGGGCUGGAAAAUGUUGCAAGGGAGAGGGAUGGCUGGAUCAGCUGGCUUAGGCUGGCCACAUGCUCCAUGAUUUUAAGGCUGACUUUAGGCCAGUUUUGGCAAAGUCAAGGGGCGUGUCCCAAGUUGAUGCUCGUCACAAAUGAUUAUUUGUCCAAAUAAUCCUCAGAUGUGCGGUGCCGUUGUGUUUAUUUUAUAAACUGCCUACCGUGGCAGAGCCUUACUGACUUUGAACAGUAAACAUCCAGCGUGUUGGGUAUUUAUGAUUCUUGGUCAGACUGCUUCCAGUGAGAGAACCACAACAUCCAGAAUGACAAACUGACUUUUUGGCAAGACAGUCUGGCUGCAGACCGUUCUGACGUCCAUUUUUACAGACGCUGUGUAUCUCAGAAUCAAAAUACAAGCUAAAACUUUACAAAUAAAUUUAGAUUAAACUUCCUUUUAGGGUAAGAGUUAGGAUGCCAAAAGUCAAACAUCAGACCUGCACAACCUGGUUAGAAAACAUUUAAUAAAGCUGAGUAAACAGUCUGCUAACAGAAAAAAAGCUCCUCCUCCAUUAAAAACUUCUAACACACAUAGUUCCUUUAGCCACAUAAGCUGCGUAGAUAAAGGAACUACUUAGCUAACAUAACUAAGCUCACAAAGCAGCUACAUAAAUUGCGUAGUUUAGUAAGCUUUAGCUAUGUUUGCCAAAGUUCAAGUAGCUAAAGCUAACUUAGCUACAUUAGCUUAUGUAGUAAUGUUAAUUACGUAGCUAUGCUAAAUCUAAUGAAGCUAAAGAGUGCCACCAUUCAUGUAACUAUUUCUAAAACAGGUCUGUGCAUAAUUUAAUACCAGAUUAGACCUAACUUAUUUCUGCUUUAUUUAUGAAACAAUUCUUAGUCUGUAACUUUUGUUUUGUGGUUAUUUCAUGAAUGUAACUGCCAGACUUUGUUGAUGAAUGAAGUUGGGUUAAAAACGUAAUCUAAAACUGGAAAUGAGCUGUACCUGCAAAGUACGGCACUUCCUUUCUGAGCUAUACGGUGUCUCAGGUGAAAAGUCUGUGAGAGUGGCCGUCAGAAAUGUAGAGUCUGCAGCCAGACCCCUCUUGUUUUUGGUCAAAUUGUAACCAAACAUUCCUAGUUUGAUUAAAACUUUUCUAUGCCAUCAAUUACUAGAGAAGCAGAUCUCUCAUUUAAAAUAAUUUAAAAUCAUGUGAUACUCAUAUUGAUUAAACCAUGCAAACCACAAAGCUGAAAAAAAUCUAUUGAAGUUGGACAGUGUCAUUAUCAACCACCACUGUUUAUUAUCUACUGAUACAGAUUCAACAUUUCACCUGCUGUCCUAGAAAGGACCAGUGACGACACUCAACAGACUAACUUUAUGAAUCAAAAAUGCAGUACAAGCAGGAAGUGUUUUACCACUCUUUAACCCUUACAAGCCACGUCUCUGCGCUUUCCUACACCACAGCAGAUUCUGUUAAAGCUUUCAUGAGAUUCACUAGAUCAUCCCCAGUGUCAAGUUGCCAUUGGACUUUGUAAAUAAAAUAUAACCUAAAAUCUAUUGUGUAAAAACUCCAUAUAUAAACCUUUAAAUAAGAACAAAUAUGCCUACAAGUGACUAAAAGAUCACUACCAGGAGGAUAUCUCAGACUUUGACGUAGACUUUCAUUACAGGGUCAGGAUCCACAGGUAUCAGAAUAAUGUUUCUUUACAAAACUCUUCAUUACUUAGUUAGCCUCUUUGACACAGUUUUGAGAUGAUAACUAACACCAGCACUCGGAUGUUCACAUUGUGUUAAAAUUCAGAGACAUAUUUUUAAAUGGCUUUCACCAGCUUAUCUGGACUACAGAGUGUCCAUUAACUUGCAUCACUGUUCCUGUACCAUUACAGUUACUUUGUCGUACACUUUUGUACUCUUGUUAGGUCAGCAUUUGUUUGGCAGUUGUGGACAUCUGUUACCUCAUGCUGUAAAAAAAAAAAACAGUACAUGUACAGCUAAGGAGUCAGUAUGACUUGCCUGUAAAGCAUCAACUGUAACUGUCAUUGUUAUUUUGUUUGGCAUUUAUUUAUUUUGUACUUCAUUUGUAUUUGUAUAGAUUUAUGUUUUUUGCAAAAUAAAAUGUGUACACAAUACCUGACAGCCAAUAAAAACGCCCCUUCAUGUGGGCUGUGGUGCUAUCA
Cheilinus undulatus (humphead wrasse) is the source of this 5230-nucleotide messenger RNA. RefSeq names its product germ cell-less, spermatogenesis associated (gene gmcl1). Gene Ontology annotation, biological process: germ cell development. Lineage: Eukaryota; Metazoa; Chordata; Actinopteri; Labriformes; Labridae. Gene Ontology annotation, molecular function: protein binding. The coding region runs from base 386 to 1996 and encodes 536 amino acids. The record is from RefSeq and is a predicted model, not a curated record. The transcript has 17 exons.